UUGGAUUUGCUCUCGCACCAUAACGAGAUGAGGGAUAUAAGGAGCCCUGGUCAGAACAUGGGGGUGUCCUAUCGGGUGCUGAGGAGACGGCACGAUAACUCAGUUGCAUCUUAUUUUCAGGGCGAAGCGAUUCAUCCGGACUGCGCCAUAGUCUCUCAGCACCUGAGGGCUCGAGAGAUUUGUAGCCAGACGAGGAUGAGCGAAGCGCAAAACCAAACCGAACAAAACGGAUGUAAAACAGAGUGGGACGAAAUUGGAUGCUGGCUGAGAGCUGACGUGGGGCAGGUGGUCAAUGUCUCCUGCUCUGAAGUCUUCCAGCAUUUAUCUAGUAAUCAAGGGUAUGUGUACAGGAACUGCACUGCCGAUGGCUGGUCAGAGAUGUAUCCACCCUAUGAGGAGGCCUGUGUCUUUAGCGAUGACAGUGAGCCUGAAUCUGAGACGAGUUACCUCUACACAUUCAGACAAGUCUACACUGUAGGCUAUGCAACCUCGCUCAUCUCCCUCAUUACAGCCAUAGUGGUGUUUGCAGCCUUCAGGAAGUUCCGCUGCACCAGAAAUUACAUUCACAUCAACCUGUUCUCCUCAUUCGUCCUGAGAGCCAGUGCUGUGUUCAUUAAAGACACAGUGCUGUUUUCUGAUGAGACCCUGGAUCACUGCUCCAUGUCCACGACAGCAUGCAAGUCUGCCGUGGCUUUCUUCCAGUUCAGCAUCCUGGCCAAUUACUUCUGGCUCCUGGUUGAGGGCAUGUAUCUACAGACCCUGCUGGCGCUCACUUUCGUCUCUCAGAGGAAGUACUUCUGGUGGUACAUCCUAAUCGGAUGGGGGCUGCCAUCAAUGGUUCUCAUUCUUUGGGUUCUAACCAGAUUCUUCUACGAUGACAGAGGUUGCUGGGAUGACACAGACAAUGUUGGUAUUUGGUGGAUCAUUAAAGGACCGAUAACAGCCUCGCUACUGGUCAACAUAGUAAUCUUCAUAAAUGUCAUCCGGAUCUUGGUUCAAAAGCUUAAAUCUUCGGCUAUACAUGGGAACAAUGACACUGGCCAUUUCAUGAGGCUGGCUAAAUCUACCCUCUUCCUCAUUCCUCUGUUUGGGAUGCACUACACUGUAUUUGCCUUUCUGCCUGAGAACACUGGAGUGGCAGCCAGGCUGUACAUCGAACUGGGCCUGGGAUCUUUUCAGGGGUUUGUGGUGGCCCUCCUUUACUGUUUCAUGAAUGGAGAGGUAGGUCCAGACAGAGCUGCGUCGGUGGCUGUGGAAGUGCCACAAUCCAAACCAUCUCACCCCAGCCAAGAGAAGUCUCACCCAGAUCACAAUUCGAACACGUGGGGGGCUCGGGUUGCCUCCUUCGAGCGCAAACAUCUCCUCAGUAUGAUUUCAGAGACCUUCAUUUAAAAAAAAAAGCAUUGCCUGAAUGGCACGAGGAAAAUUAAACAGAGGCGAUCCUCGGCUGAAUGAAAUUAAUUCAGAAAUCCCUCUGAGAGAAUUUAAAAUGAUUAUGAACGCUGGUGCUUGAUCAAGAAAGCAUGUCAGAAGGCCUUCAGUCCAGGCAACAGCUGUGAACCUAAGGACAGCGCAGAUAUCCAGUCUGGACUACAACACGCUCUCGCUCUCUAUCUCUCUCUCUCCCUCUUUCUCUCUCGUAACAGUGGUACUUAAUAUGUACAGACAUUAUGGUGCCACUGUAAAGAGGGAAACAACAGCAGAGACGGAGCUGGCCCCGUGUUUGUACGAGGUCAAUUUCAGACUGUUGUGUUUACAGUUUGGAUUGCAUUGGCAGAAAAAUGAGAAAAUACUGAGCGGGUACUUGGACACAGCUGAAAAAACACUGGAUGUUUGAACAUACCAAAAUAUAGGGACUAGCUUUGUGCUGAGCUACUCUGAACAAAGGCAGUGACAGUACAUUAGUGGAAUUUCAGUCUCGGUUGAAAAUGUAAUUAAAAUCCCCCCCGUAGUAGGACUGAUAGUCCUUUUUGUCUCAUGGUGCCUCAAAUUGGUAAACCGUGUCUUAAAAAUACUGUUUAGACAAACCAUGUCCAUAUUUGUGAGCAUUGUCAUUUGUCAUGUUCUUGCUGUUUGGAAAUGACUGGUGCUUAAGUGAAUAUCAAAUAAGAAUAAAAAGAAGUUCCAGGGCUUUUCCUGGUAAAAUGCCAUCAAAAUGAUACUGUCUGAAUACAAUGAAAAAAUUGAAGUGACACAGUGACAGUGGCUGUGCUCUGGUGAAGUCACACUAUUCUCCACAGCAGUCUGCCAAAUAAAGCUGUUAAAUUGA
Menidia menidia (Atlantic silverside) is the source of this 2269-nucleotide messenger RNA. The record is from the annotation of a GenBank genome assembly. Lineage: Eukaryota; Metazoa; Chordata; Actinopteri; Atheriniformes; Atherinopsidae.